CUCUUUCCCAGGAUUACUCACUCUCGUGUUGUGUUUUUUUUUUUUUCCCUUCGGCGCCUGACGUGACGUACAUCACGUGACCGAGUCGGUAAUGGAUUCAAAGUGUGAUAAUAUCGCGCGUGGGCAAUAUUUUACUAUCAUGGACGAAUCUGCCCCAGAAGAUCAGAAAUCGGUACCUUCACUUAUGGAGGAAAAUCAGCAAGAGACCCCUUCAAACCAGGACGAUGGGUCAGAGCAGGGAGCCCUCAAGGACGAUGAAGAUGAAGACGUUCUGUCUGGUGGGGAGGCUGGAGUAUCAUCUAGAGGGGGACGAGACCCUGAAGUGACUGUGGAAAUUGGGGAGACUUACUUGUGCCGGAGAGCAGACAAUAGCUGGCAUUCUGCUGAAGUGAUCCAGUCGCGGUUGAACGAGCAGGAAGGACGAGAGGAGUUCUAUGUGCACUAUGUUGGAUUUAACAGGCGAUUGGAUGAAUGGGUGGACAAGAAUCGCCUGGCGCUGACAAAAACUGUAAAGGAUGCAGUUCAGAAAAACACAGAUCAGUACCUGAACGAACUUUCUGAGCAGCCAGAACGAAAGAUCACUCGGAAUCAGAAGCGGAAACACGAUGAGAUCAACCAUGUGCAAAAGACCUAUGCUGAGAUGGAUCCCACCACUGCGGCACUGGAGAAAGAGCAUGAAGCCAUCACAAAGGUCAAAUACGUAGACAAGAUUCACAUUGGUAAUUAUGAGAUCGAUGCCUGGUACUUUUCUCCGUUUCCAGAGGAUUAUGGCAAACAACCGAAGCUGUGGGUGUGCGAAUACUGCCUAAAGUACAUGAAGUUCGAGAAGAGUUAUCGUUACCACCUGGGUGUCUGUCAGUGGCGACAACCUCCUGGGAAAGAGAUCUACAGAAAGAGUAAUAUCUCUGUGUAUGAGGUGGAUGGGAAAGACCACAAAAUCUACUGCCAGAACCUGUGUCUCUUGGCCAAGCUCUUCCUAGACCAUAAAACACUCUAUUUUGACGUAGAACCAUUCGUGUUUUACAUCCUGACAGAGGUUGAUCGGCAAGGAGCCCAUAUUGUGGGAUAUUUUUCUAAGGAAAAGGAGUCUCCAGACGGGAACAAUGUAGCCUGUAUCCUAACACUUCCUCCGUAUCAGCGGCGCGGAUAUGGGAAGUUCCUCAUCGCAUUCAGUUAUGAGCUUUCAAAGCUGGAGAACACAGUGGGGUCACCAGAGAAGCCACUGUCUGACCUGGGAAAGCUGAGCUAUCGUAGCUACUGGUCCUGGGUCCUGCUGGAGAUACUGAGGGAUUUCAGAGGGACUCUCUCGAUUAAAGAUCUCAGUCAGAUGACGAGCAUCACUCAGAAUGACAUUAUCGGCACCCUCCAAUCUCUCAACAUGGUUAAAUACUGGAAGGGUCAGCAUGUUAUUUGUGUUACGCCCAAACUGGUGGAAGAGCAUCUCAAGAGUGCACAGUACAAAAAGCCGCCCAUCACAGUUGAUUCCCUUAACCUGAAGUGGACUCCCCCAAAACACAAGCUGCUGAAGGUACCCAAAAAAUGACUAAGCAUUCCCGUCACCAGCGACCAGAUUCCCAUCUUUGACACAGUGUUGUGAGGGCCGCAGACUGUUACCCACACCAUUCUCCUGCUGCACAAGUACAGCGCGAUACUCUGCAGACAGCAAUUUUAUAAAAACACAAUAUCUUGACUUCAACAGCUUCAGCUGAUAAGAUGUUUUAUUUUUCUGUUUUAAAGAAGAAGAUGCCAUCUUGCUCUGAGUUUAUUUGUAAAAUGUAUAGUAUUAUCUUGUUUAUAUAAAAUGUUUUCUAACAAA
Bombina bombina (fire-bellied toad) is the source of this 1816-nucleotide messenger RNA. RefSeq names its product lysine acetyltransferase 8 (gene KAT8). The coding region runs from base 92 to 1543 and encodes 483 amino acids. Lineage: Eukaryota; Metazoa; Chordata; Amphibia; Anura; Bombinatoridae. The transcript has 11 exons. Gene Ontology annotation, molecular function: histone acetyltransferase activity. Gene Ontology annotation, biological process: regulation of DNA-templated transcription. The record is from RefSeq and is a predicted model, not a curated record.